Messenger RNA from Plasmodium cynomolgi strain B, 1146 nucleotides. RefSeq lists its product as hypothetical. Bases 1 to 1146 code for a protein of 381 amino acids. NCBI's taxonomy places the organism in Eukaryota, Apicomplexa, Aconoidasida, Haemosporida, Plasmodiidae. The record is from RefSeq and is a predicted model, not a curated record. The transcript is spliced from 4 exons.
AUGUUGCAAGGUCGUUGCGGGGGACGAAGCUGUUCCCUAGUGGAGGGCACCCACGAGGGAGAGGAGAAACACUACAGAUAUGAAUCUUUGGGGGAGGGACAAAACGAGGACGAUAACAUGAUGGAACAAUACCCUUUGGAAGGUGUUUAUGUUGAGUGGUUAAAUGGAGAGUUGGGGAGGAGCUACUCCGAUGAGAUGACCGCGAACAAAUGGGACAACUACACGAAGGGGGUUACCUUUGGGGAGGAUAAUCAAAAGAUCGUAACACAUUAUACGUACGAACAGGUGCGCAACAAAAACGAACUGAGGAAGGAACAAACCAAAGUGACCCUCUUUAGCAUGAGCAGGUGUUUCAAAUUAGUUAACGACGGGGUGUUUCUGCUAAAGAUGGCCUAUCAACUAGUUGGAGAGACAGAAUGGAAAAAUAUACACCAAGAGCUAGUUCACAAAGUAGCAUUUAUUUGGCUACUCUCUUUGUAUAUCACUUCUUAUUGUACUUUUCACCUUCGGAAGUACUUCAUUUUAAAUAUGAUUCCGGAGGAGCAUCACGAUUUGUUUAGUCUAUUUGGUGUGUUUAAGAAGGUAAUGUAUUUUCGGUGGGAUGAAAUCUCCAUUUUGUGUUUCUACAGUAGGAUGGAGAGGACAUAUAUGAUUAUGACUAAAUUUCUGGAGGACAUUCCUCAGUUUUUUUUGUAUCUCUUGUACGUUUGGAUGAACGGGGGAGAUGGUGUAUUGCUUUUCCUUUUUUGUGUAGUAUGUUACUGGGUUCUUUACGUUGUGAUACGUGUGGUUUAUCAGGGGUUGCGUUACCCGGUGGUUGGGGCGACGGUGCGUUUGUUCCUUUCGGCUUCCCUGCCGGAGGACGCCUUCAUCGAGUGCGACGCGGCGCCAACGAAUAAGUUCUUCUGUCUCUACGCUGGGGCCGUUUUCUCUGUGUGGUCCCUUGUCGCCUUGGCGACGGUGCCCCUCGUGGGUGCCCCCUGGACUGCACUUAUCUAUGUCCAAUGCGUAGCCCUGUUGCUCGUGUCGAUGGCCUUCCUGUUAUCCUUCGUGUACUUCCACUUUGGUGCGAAGCAAAGAUUUUACCUAAACCCUUACUACUGCCUAAGGGGAGGAUGUGGAGUGGCAGAAUGGGAAUUGGGGUGA